AUGUCAUCUACUGGGAAAGCUACAGAACUGCAAGCCACUAUGGCUGUCAAUAGCCUCCUUUCAAACAUCUUACCUGGUGCAAAUAAAAUGAGAAAAUCAAAUGACAACAACAAUAAUAAGAAAAAUUCAAAAGGAACUUCAAAAGCACAACUUAUCGAUCGUAACCUGAAAAGAAAUUUGGAAAUUAUGGAUUUGGAUACCCAUAAGUUUACUAAAAAAAAUAAAAUUAAGAAAAAUAAGAAAAUUAAGAAAAAUGUCAUAAAACAAAAUGAAUUAAAAGAAAUUGCAGAUUUAGAAAUCUUUAAGAAACACAAGAUUGAAAACAAUUUGACUCUAAGUGAAAAAAAAAAAUUAAAUAAAAUCAUUUCAAAAAAUUUAAAUAAGAUUAAAUCAAGAGAACUAGAUUCCGACGAUCAAGAAGAACUAGACGACGUCCAAAAAUUUAUACUGGAUCAAACUUCAAAUUCACAAUCAUAUAAUAAAUCAAAGAAGAGAAAAACUAGAAGAAAGGAAUUCAAAGAAUUCAAAAAUCCUGAUAAAAAUUCAUCGAUGGACCAUAGAUAUCCUGGUUUGACACCAGGUUUGGCUCCUGUUGGUUUAAGUGAUGAAGAAGAUUCUAGCGAUGAAGAUGAUGAUAGAAAUGACUACUAA
Messenger RNA from Vanderwaltozyma polyspora DSM 70294, 651 nucleotides. RefSeq names its product Rrt14p (gene RRT14). Bases 1 to 651 code for a protein of 216 amino acids. The record is from RefSeq and is a predicted model, not a curated record. The transcript has a single exon. NCBI's taxonomy places the organism in Eukaryota, Fungi, Ascomycota, Saccharomycetes, Saccharomycetales, Saccharomycetaceae.